This is a messenger RNA of Strongylus vulgaris, 1396 nucleotides long. The record is from the annotation of a GenBank genome assembly. NCBI's taxonomy places the organism in Eukaryota, Metazoa, Nematoda, Chromadorea, Rhabditida, Strongylidae.
AGAUAUCGAUCUUCUGCUUCGGUAGCGCAAUGGCGUUGGGCUUUGCUUACAUCUAUACAGUAAUCAUCUUCUGCCCGAUUCUCUAUUACUGUUCACUUGAAGAGACUAAGGAAGUUCCAGAAGGCUGUUUUAGGCGAAAGGGCAAGCGCUUCUUUCGAGCUGUUCUCCAUGGUUACAGUCGAAUACUGUCUGACCGUCGUGUGGCUAUAGUGCUAUUCGUCGGCACCUUAGUUUACUGGUAUUUUGGCAUCAUGGGUACAAUUAGUAUCACUGCCAAACUGGAUACUGAGAAGAUUCUUCCAAAAGACACGCCAAUCCAUCGACCAAACCGAUUGGUGGAGAACAUAGUCAUCGCUGAGCUGUACUUCCACAUUCCAGUCUGGGCCGAGUACUAUCCUGUCACAAUCAUCGUCAACAGUCCUGUUGACAUUCGUGAUGCUGACAAACUUAACGAAAUCAACACAUUUGUGGGAGAAUUUGAAUCGCUGCCAACUUGUCGAGGUAAUAGAUUUUGGUCGAUUGGCUUUUUUUUAGCAUGCGAAAUACUUGUUCCAGGCUCAAAUUUCACAAUGUUCUGGCUUCGAGACUAUAUUGACUACUACUGGGGUGUUGGUGUGAACGAUUUUGACUUUUACUUUGAUGCUGACGAGUAUCCGGACGAGAAGGAAUUUGGAUACAAGAAGUUGCCUGGCUUCUUGGGAAAUCCGCUAUAUAAGCACCACAAGGCUUUCCUUAACCUCGAUUACAACAAGACCGUCACCGUCCGGAAGUUCUCGUUAGUGGUUGUAUAUGAAAACAACACAUCCUGGGACGAUAGAAUUGAUUUAAUGCUUAAGUGGAGAGCAAUUGUUGAUAAGUAUCCAAACCUCAACGCUAGUGUCUGGAACGUCAAUGCAAUGUUUGUAGACCAAAUGCUCAGUUUGAAAUCGCUAACGUGGCAGGUACCACUGAGAACUACUGUGUUGCAAUGUACAUGUAUGUGGACGUUGUUCUGUAUGGCCAUUGUAUGCACAAUCUUCAUCCAAAAUCCCGUUUCCGUUGUUAUGGCCACACUAGCGAUUGCGUCCAUAAGUCUCGGAGUUAUGGGAUACCUCUCAUUCUGGCAUCUUGACCUGGAUCCAGUAUCACUGUGCGCUAUUUUGAUUAGUAUAGGUAUGGCGGUAGACUUCGUGGCUCACACCACCUAUCAUUAUCAGGCUCUCCCAAAAACAGUGUUUCUGUUUCAGUUGUCCUACCGAGAAGCGAUUCGAAAUGGGCAUGAGGUACGGGUCGAGUUGACCAAACCUUAUGAUCGUAUGCGUAAUACCAUUAGCAAUGUUGCUUGGCCCAUGUCACAAGCUGGAAUCUCUACAGUCAUCUGUAUACUGCCUAUUGUAGUGCUUCAAGUAAGUUAAGC